AUGUCCCCUCGUGAGUUCGCCAAAGUCUCGACGCCUCACGUUGGUCGCGAUGACCUUCGUUGGAAGGCUUUGCUGAUUGCCAUCCUUUUGGUGCAGAGGGAAGGCACGCGGUCCGGAAGUACAGGUUGUGAGGAUUCAACAGACACUUCCACCUCCACAGCUCUUUGGAGACUUGCCGGCACCGGAGCUCGCGUCCUCAGCAGAACUUGCUCGGUUGCUGGGGGGAGCUAUGCCCCUCGAGCCGAGUCUGUGAACAUGGCAAGCCUCUUUGUGGCUGGUGUGACAUGGCCCAAGCUCUAUGUCUUUUCACGGCAUUACGGCGACAGGGGCAUGCUUGAGCCUGAGCGGGAGGCCAGAGUACCGGCUGAAAGCAGAACACCUGGCAAGAAACGCAAGGGCGAGGAAGAUGAGGAGGGCGAUGGAGUGCUGCGCAGCCCUGAGCUGCGUAGCCCUGAGCUUCAACCUGGGUCGAAGAGAUUUCAGGACAAGGCAUACCAGCAAAGGCGUUUGGCGGAGAUCAUUAAGUACCAGAACACCACUGAGACACUGAUCCCAAAGGCGUCCUUCCAACGUUUGGUGAAGGAAAUCCUCACAGACUUGCAAGCGCAGAUGCGUCAACCUGACCGAGAUCUGCUUGAGAUGGAGGACCAUCCUUUUCUGCGAAUGGAGAUUCAAGCGCUGUACGCUCUACAGGAGGCUGCGGAACAAUAUCUGGUGGGUUUGAUGGAAGAUGGCUACCUUUGCUCGGUGCAUGGCAAGAGAGUCACCUUAAUGGAGAAGGAUCUGCAUCUGGUGAACAAGCUGCGCGUGCGGAAGUUGACCAAAGUCGUGAAAACUGCCGCCAAACCCGACGGUGCAGAGGAGCGGCGGGCUGCGCAGAGAGCCCAGCGGGCUGACCGCGCGGCCGGCGCGGAGGAAGCGGACAUUUCGUGA
Molecule: messenger RNA, 933 nt
Organism: Cladocopium goreaui
Lineage: Eukaryota; Dinophyceae; Suessiales; Symbiodiniaceae
Source: the annotation of a GenBank genome assembly